CACUGCUCGCUCCGUACAUUACCGUCCAGCCCGCUGUUUGAACACUGCUCCUCCGCUGUCAGAGUAGGACUCAGAUCUGUCUGCACAAUGGACGGAGGACACCGCUGAGGGGCUGCAUUGAUGCUUUCAGGAGUUUAUCGGGAAUACCUUCUGUAAACUUGGCUUGGCUUGGUCCUCUGGCUUUAGUUUUACCAACUAGAGUUUUUGAAACAGUGUGAACUUCACCGAGGUUCGCACAAAUACUUGAUCUCGGGGGAAUACGACAGAGAAGACUGCGACUGUUGGACUGCAGGCAGAGGAUGGGGAGCCGGGGGCACUACCGGUACCACUGGCAGAGCCACAAUGUCAAACACAGUGGAGUGGAUGACAUGGUGCUGCUCAGCAAGAUCAAUGAGGACGCCAUCGUGGACAACCUCAAGAAGAGAUACAUGGAUGACUACAUCUUUACAUACAUUGGUCCUGUGCUCAUCUCCAUCAACCCUUUCAAGCAGAUGCCAUACUUUGGAGAAAAAGAAGUUGAGAUGUAUCAGGGCGCCGCGCAGUAUGAGAACCCUCCUCACAUCUACGCUCUGGCAGAUAACAUGUACAGAAACAUGAUGAUUGACAGUGAGAACCAAUGUGUCAUCAUCAGUGGAGAGAGCGGAGCAGGGAAGACUGUGGCAGCCAAAUACAUCAUGGGCUACAUCUCCAGAGUGUCAGGGGGCGGACCCAAAGUACAGCAUGUCAAAGACAUCAUCCUGCAGUCCAACCCGCUGCUUGAGGCCUUCGGCAACGCCAAGACCGUGAGGAACAACAACUCCAGCAGAUUUGGGAAAUACUUUGAGAUCCAGUUCAGCUCUGGUGGCGAACCAGACGGAGGGAAAAUCUCCAACUUUCUCCUGGAGAAGUCACGUGUCGUCAUGAGGAAUCCCGGAGAGAGGAGUUUCCAUAUAUUCUAUCAGUUGAUAGAAGGAGCCAGUGGAGAGCAGAAGAGCAGCCUGGGAAUCACAAGCCUGGAUUACUACACUUACCUCAAUCAGUCUGGUUCCUACAAAGUGGACGACAUCAAUGACAAGAGCGACUUCCAGGAGACAAUGCAUGCCAUGGAUGUGAUUGGCAUCUCAGCGAAGGACCGCGCCAUGGUGCUUCAGAUUGUGGCUGGAGUCCUGCACCUGGGAAAUAUCACUUUCAAGGAGGUGGGCAACUACGCUGCUGUGGAGAGUGAAGAGUUUCUAGCCUUUCCCGCGUUUCUGCUUGGAAUCGACCAGAACCGUCUGAAGGAGAAAGUGACGAGCCGGAAGAUGGACAGCAAGUGGGGAAAUGCGGUGGAGUCUAUCGACGUGACACUGAACGUGGAGCAGGCGUGUUACACACGUGACGCCCUUUCCAAAGCCCUGCAUGCACGUGUGUUUGACUUCCUGGUUGAGUCCAUCAACAAAGCCAUGGUGAAAGAUCAUCAGGAGUUUAAUAUCGGAGUGUUGGACAUUUAUGGAUUUGAAAUUUUCCAAAAAAAUGGAUUCGAACAGUUCUGCAUCAACUUUGUGAACGAGAAACUGCAGCAGAUAUUCAUUGAGCUGACUCUGAAGGCAGAGCAGGAGGAGUAUGUGCAGGAGGGCAUCAAGUGGACUCAGGUUGAAUACUUCAACAACAAGAUCGUCUGUGAUCUCAUCGAGAGCAAAAAUCCCCCUGGCAUCAUGAGCAUGCUGGAUGAUGUAUGUGCCACCAUGCACGCAGUGGGCGAGGGAGCCGACCAGACCAUGCUGCAGAAGCUCCGAGUCCUGAUCAAUACCCAUGAGCACUUCAACAGCUGGAACCAGGGCUUCAUCAUCCACCACUACGCUGGCAAGGUGUCCUACGACGUAGAGGGUUUCUGUGAGAGGAACCGAGACGUCCUUUUUAAUGACCUCAUAGAGUUGAUGCAGAGCAGUGAAAUCGCCUUCAUCAGAGCACUGUUUCCAGAAAACCUCAACGCUGAAAAGAAGGGGCGACCCACAACUGCCGGCAGCAAAAUAAAGAGACAAGCCAAUGAUUUGGUGAGCACACUGAUGAAAUGUACUCCACACUACAUCCGUUGCAUCAAACCUAAUGAAACCAAGAAGCCCAGAGACUGGGAAGAGAGCCGAGUAAAGCACCAAGUGGAGUACCUGGGUCUGAAGGAAAACAUCAGGGUGAGGCGUGCUGGCUAUGCCUACCGCAGAGUCUUCAGGAAGUUCCUUAACAGGUACGCGAUCCUGACCAAAGAGUCUUGGCCAACGUGGCGAGGAGACGAGAAACAAGGCGUCGUUCAUCUCUUACGGUCUGUCAACAUGGACCAGGAUCAGUUCCAGCUUGGUCACACCAAGAUCUUCAUUAAAGCCCCUGAGUCGCCGUGUAUGCCAAGAGUACCCAUCCCCCAGGCUGCCAGACUGAGAGUCCAAGUCAUUGAGCUGUUUCUGCUGGAAGAGACGAGGGAGCGCAAGUUUGAUGGCUAUGCCAGGACCAUCCAGAAAGCCUGGAGAAAAUACUUGGCCCGUAAAAAGUAUGUCCAGAUGAGGGAAGAAGCUUCUGACCUGCUGUUGAACAAGAAGGAGAGGCGGCGACAUAGCCUCAACAGAAACUUUGUAGGUGACUACCUGGGUAUGGAUGACAGGCCUGAGCUCAGGCAGUUCCUGGGCAAGAGAGAAAAGAUCGACUUCUCAGACAAAGUCACAAAAUAUGACCGCCGCUUCAAGGGGAUUAAGAGGGACUUGAUCCUGACCCCAAAGUCUGUGUACCUGAUUGGAAGAGAAAAGGUGAAACAGGGACCAGACAAAGGGCAGGUGACAGAGGUGCUGAAGAGGCGGGUGGAUGUGGAGAAGAUCUUAGCCGUGUCUCUCAGUACAAUGCAGGAUGACUUCCUGAUCCUGCAUGAGCAGGAGUACGACAGCCUGCUGGAGUGUGUCUUUAAGACAGAGUUCAUCAGCUUACUGGCCCGCAGGUUUGAGGAGAAAACCCAGAGGAAGCUACCACUCAAGUUUAGUAACACACUGGAGCUAAAGUUGAAGAAGGAGAACUGGGGCUUCUUGAGUGGGGGCGGCUCCCGGCAGGUCCUGUUUGUCCAGGGUCAGGGAGACAUGCCUGUACUGAAGCCUUCAAGCAAAUCUCUGCAGGUCAGCGUUGGCCCCGGGCUUCCGAAGAAUACACGCCCCACCAGGAAGAGCUUCACUCAGGGUCGCAGUGCGUUGAGAACUCACCAGAACAUCCCCUCACGGGCUGCACCGGGUCCUCCAGUUGCUCACCAGAAUGGUGGCCUUAAAAACCACAUAGCCAAUCAGAGGAACUCACAGCAUCACAACCAGAGGCAUCCUGCACCUGGCAACGCAACCCGCCCCUUCCUGCCCAGCAACAUCAACCAACUGACGGAGCGAGGCGGCAGCCGGCCACAGCCCAACCUGGAAUGUCUGAAAGUCCCCGAUCAAGGAGCCGCAGGUAAUGGAGACAGACGGCCAACUUCAAAUGGAGGAAUAGCCCACAGACCAUCAGCCAGCAGGCCUCAGCCAGGAGGAGGACGGCCUAAACCUGCACCUAAGCCCAAACCCCAGGUGCCCCAGUGCAAAGCUUUGUACGCCUAUGACGCUCAGGACACAGAUGAGCUCAGCUUCAACGCUGAUGACAUUAUUGACAUCAUCAAAGAGGAUGCAUCCGGGUGGUGGACAGGACGUCUUCGUGGAAAGCAGGGACUUUUCCCCAACAACUAUGUCACCAAGAUCUAGGAGCUGCUGGUUUUACGGCACGAGGAGGAGGAGCCUGCUGCUGACCCUCUCAGAGGACAGGACGGAGCUUACAGUCAGAGACAGAUAAGCGCUGUGAGAUUCUUUGAAGAGAGAAACUCACACUUACUCCACUACUGCCUUUGUAGUCAACGAAUGUAACUCUAGGUUACACCACCAGACCAAAAAAAAUGUCAGGCUUGAAAAUGAGGCUCUGCUUAAAAGACGAGAAGACUGUUUGACCCCGGGGAUCUGUUUUCCUCCAUAGUCCCUUUUGAGUAAUGAACAAAACUAUUUAUUGUAUUUAUAGCUUCCUGUGUUCUCCUUACUGUCCUUUAUAUCUUGCUGAGGAUUUGAGCUAAAACACUUUGAAGCGUUGGAAUGAAGUAUGCUUAAUCUGUGGGACCGGGUUGGGAUUUUUAUUCUCAACACAUCAUUUUUAGAUGGUUUGUUUGCUGAAUUAAAGGCAGUCAUCUCAGUGUCAAAACUGAAGUGGCCGCCGCUUUACCAGGAAUAUUUAUUUGUAACAACUUACAGGGAGCAGCGUUUCAGUAAAUGAUCACACUGUGAUUUUUAGUGAUUUUAAAUCCCAUUUUAAUAGGCCUGAUUCCACAUGUGCAAAAAACACAUCAGAGGGCAAUGCGGUAAAGUGGUGAAUCACGUGGGAAAACCACCUUCAUCUAUAUAUGUUUUUGUUUGUUUUGUUUUUCCACUCCUGUAUAUUUCUUGACACAGAGUAGAGGCCAUGUAUACUGUAACCUGAGCAUGUUGUCUGUGGUGUAUGAGCACUUUAUUAGUACAGGUACUAACUUGGACACAGACAUCAUCACUCGUUCAUGCCACAACUAGUAAGUCAAGUCUAUGAAGGACAGGUUGCCAAGCUAGCAAUAAGCCGAGUUACUGAGGAGAAUAAUUUGUUUACAUGAAUUGAAUAAAACAGGCAUUUUAGACCAGAUUCUGUAUAUGUGUUCAUAUUUAGGAGUUUGCCAGUUGGUUAGAUUUUAAAUGAACUGUUUUGUAUUUUCUCUGAAGGAUUUUAGUAUACUAUUAUUCUCUCUGCUUUUGAUACUCACAGGGCUGCUUUAUUUCCAGUUCAGCUACAGAUAGAUAAUAAUGGUUAUCAGAGACUUGGGUGAAUGGAUUUUUUGUUUUGUCAAGUGAAAAGGUUGUUUUAGGUGAAAGAAAUUUGAUAUUUUUCUGUGGCACUACAAAGAAUUAUUUUUGCUUCCGCUCCACUGUUUCUGCACAUCUUUUGCACUGCUGUUGCAUUACUUACACAUUCCUUAGUUUUUAUUUUUUUUUUAUCAAAUAACAUUAUCCUCUAUUCAGUGUCAACUGCUGGGACUUCUGUCAUAGAUCUUCUGCAUCAUAUAGUUUGGAUAUCUUGGAUUGUUGAAAACAUCCUUGUGCAAUACAAAACAGUAGACGAGUCUUAAAAGCAUGUAAAAUUGUAUUUGUAACGGUUUUGUUUUAUGAUCAGAGAAUCCAUUAAAUGAACAAUGAUCAAUCUGAUGUUUAUGUUUAUUACCAUAUUCACAUGCCAGCAGUCCAAGAUUUUACAAGUAAGUAAUGAGGUCAUUAGUUGAAGCUACUACAACAGAUACAUUUUGACCAAACCCCAUUAAGCAAUCUUUCAUUUCUCACUAUUGCUAUGCUACAUUAGGUAUUAUGGUGUUGUUUUUUCCACAUUUCAUAAAUUAACAAUUAUAUGUUUUUUUGGUGAAUGUAAUUGUUUAUUUAGAAGCAGUGCCACAGAGUUUCCCUAUAUGACUGGUCUUUCUGUAAGGAAUAAAGUUCUGGUGAGGAAACACUGAA
This is a messenger RNA of Micropterus dolomieu (smallmouth bass), 5522 nucleotides long. RefSeq names its product myosin IEa (gene myo1ea). Gene Ontology annotation, cellular component: myosin complex; microvillus; cytoplasm. Lineage: Eukaryota; Metazoa; Chordata; Actinopteri; Centrarchiformes; Centrarchidae. Bases 300 to 3710 code for a protein of 1136 amino acids. Gene Ontology annotation, biological process: actin filament organization; vesicle transport along actin filament. Gene Ontology annotation, molecular function: ATP binding; microfilament motor activity; actin filament binding. The record is from RefSeq and is a predicted model, not a curated record. The transcript has 30 exons.